AACUGUAAACCCACAUACAGAAGUUAAGGCAACAUAUUAAGCUUAAGAAGUUAGACCAGAUGAAUUCCAAUAUAAAAUCGACUGUGUACCUAAUACUAUUAGGAAUGCAAACUGCAUGCUGUUUUUUAUUAGAUAUUUCUCAAGAAAACGGUCAUAUUGGCGGAUGGUCGGAUUGGAAAUGUCAGAAACAAGCAGAGAUUUGCUUUAAAAGUCGUACAUGUAAUACAACUUCCGAUUUCAAUUGUUCAAGGACAAGUGAAGUAAAUAUAACAAGCUGCCCUUGUGUUGCAGAGUGGUCGCCUUGGGGCGGAUGGACCUGUCACACAGACCACGAUGUAUGUUUGAAAUUACGCAAAAGAACUUGUAUAAGCGGAUUUAAAGAAAAUGAUUGCUUGAUGCUCAAAGGGAAAAGCUAUGAAGAGACUUAUUGUGAUAACUUUUGCAACAGCACAACAAAUGUACCAAUAGAAACUACAAUCACGGCGUCAGUAAAUUCAGGGUUAUAUACACCACCUUCUACAGAAGCAACUACCAUAACACCCAUGGCGUCAAUAAUGUCUAGUCAGAAACCCCCUUCUACAUCUGAUGCAACCUCCUUCAUGUCGAAGUCUUCACCUCCACAAUCCGAGCUUAAGACAUCCACUCAAUCAACUGCGACAUUUGAUGUGACAUCAAAUCAUUCAACUAUUUCAACAAACACGGCAACCAGUAAACCGUUCAGUACAAGUAAAACCAUUGGAAUGUCGUCGGCUGCUUAUAUUUACUGGCUUGAAUGGACGGGAUGGGAAUGCAAAGAUUCAACAAGCUUCUGUUUGAUGUCUCGCACACGAAAUUGCUCCACGUUUAAAACCUAUGAUUGUGAGGAGAAACUUGGAGGGGAUCACUUUCAUGUGGAACCUUGUAAGAAAGAAAUAUGUCCAGCGUCUUGGUCAGACUGGAAUACAUGGACAUGCAGAAUUGAGAAAACUGGACCAUGCAACAUGACACGGUCUCGUAAAUGCUCUACUGGCCCUGAUGCAGGCUGCGGAUUCAAUUCUCUUGAACACAAGCCUUGUGAUGACGUCACGUGUCCCGAGCUAAAGAAACUUGGUAUCUUAGGUCAUUGCAAGUAUUUCGAUUCUUUCAAUUGUUCUGACGCCGAAGCUUGCAAAAAUCCAAACAUACUACUUAUAUGUUUUGCAGAUGCCCACGUUGCCAGUAAAAUUUGCCCAAAAGCAUGUGGAUGUUGUCAUGUUGAUCCACAAUGGACUCCCUGGAGUGAUUGGAGGUGUGAAAGAACACUCACUAUGUGUAGAAUGAAACAGAAAAGAACAUGUUCUACUGGGAAUAAAACUGAUUGUAAGGGUGUUUCGGAAAGAGAGGCUGUUUGCGAUGAAAGUAUUUGCCCAGAACCCAAGUGGGAAUCUUGGAGUGCCUGGAAAUGUCAGUAAAGGCCAAAUAAUACGUGCAAAAUGAGUCGUAAUAGAACCUGCUUUGAAAGAACACCUUGUAUUGGACAGUCACAUGAAGAAAAUGAUUGCUCGAGUACAAUGU
Molecule: messenger RNA, 1533 nt
Organism: Ruditapes philippinarum (Manila clam)
Lineage: Eukaryota; Metazoa; Mollusca; Bivalvia; Venerida; Veneridae
Product: semaphorin-5B-like
Exons: 9
Coding region: 60-1430 (456 amino acids)
Source: RefSeq, a predicted model, not a curated record